This is a messenger RNA of Pectinophora gossypiella (pink bollworm), 1834 nucleotides long. Its product is annotated as synaptic vesicle glycoprotein 2A-like. Gene Ontology annotation, biological process: transmembrane transport. Lineage: Eukaryota; Metazoa; Arthropoda; Insecta; Lepidoptera; Gelechiidae. The transcript has 11 exons. The coding region runs from base 208 to 1752 and encodes 514 amino acids. The record is from RefSeq and is a predicted model, not a curated record. Gene Ontology annotation, molecular function: transmembrane transporter activity.
UGAUUAAUUGUGUAUUUUUUAGAAAAAUAAUGCGUUUUUAAUUUUUCGGUAUAAAUAGUGCUUUUUAUACUUCAAAUGAACUAUUUGACUUCAUAAAUAUGUAAUUUUUAAGGGUAUUCCUUAAUUAUUUUUGGUGAACUUUUUCAUAAGUGAAAAGUAAAUAAUAAAGUUGAGUGUUAAGACAAGAAGUGUUGUGUGGAAACAAUUAUGAAGAAUAAUAAGCCCGCCUCGGACACAGAGAGGAGUAUGGAGAAACAAAAUGAAACGAGUUUUGAAGAAGCUUUUGAAUUGACUGGUCACGGCCGCUUCAACCACCUGGUGCUCCUGACGAGUGGAAUGAUCAUGCUCAAUGUAUCCAUGGAGUCAGUGGGCAUGAGCUACGUCAUCCCGGCGGCAGAGUGUGAGCUGCAGCUCUCCAGCGAGCACAAGGGACUCCUUACCGCUGCUGCUUUCAUUGGUAUUAUCUGCACAUCAUUCCUCUGGGGCUACCUGGGAGAUCGCCUGGGCCGGCGGGCAGUCAUGCUACCGGCCAUGCUGGCUUCAGCAGUCGUUUCCAUCGCCAGCUCGUUCGCCACCAGCGUGUGGGUGCUCCUCAUCUUGAGGGUCUUGACUGGAUGCUUGGUAUCAGCAUCCAGCGCGACAGUAUACGCGUACCUGGGUGAGAUGCACAUCAACUCCCGCCGAGCAGCUGCCAUCGCAUGGGGCUCUGUCUUCAUCUCAUUCUCCUUCAUGAUUCUACCAGGUCUUGCCUGGAUCAUUAUCCCAGGCAGCUGGUCUUUCACCGUGGGCUCUCUGACAGUAGUUCCCUGGAGAGCCUUCAUAUGGUCGUGGUGUGUCCCUGGGAUAGUCGCUGCUGGAGUCUUGACGAUGCUGCCUGAAAGUCCACGGUAUCUUCUGGCUGCCAAGGGUCCUGACAAGGCUCUGCCGGUAUUGGCCAAGAUGUACGCUCGGAAUCACGGAGUGACUGUCCAGGAUUUUGCAGUGGAGAAGAUAACGACUGGCAGCACUAGUGGAGCCAGUACAGGGUUUGCGGGAGCCAUUAAGAACAUAUCGUUUCUGUUCCGACCUCCAUUGUUGAAAUGCGUCUUUAUUUCACACAUCUCUAUGUUUGCAGUGUUCAUGUUAUCAAGUGGUUUAUACGUAUGGGUGCCAGAUAUCCUGAACAACAUUCUACAAAACAAGAAUGAGAGAAGUAUCACUAUCUGUGAGAUUAUACACGAGAAAUUCAAGAAUACACAGAAUAGGACACUGGAAGUAGACCAGAUUUGCAAGUCGGAGGUGUCCGUGGCAGUGUUUCCGAUAUCCAUGGCGAUGGGCCUGGUGUUCGCCAUGACAUAUCUGGCCAUUGGGGUGUUCAUCAACAAGAUUGGAAGGAAAACGCUAUAUUGUGGUAUAAUGUUCAUCUGCGGGCUAGCCACUGUGGGCGCCGUCUACGUGCCGCAAGGUGGCGCCACCACUGCGCUGCUCAUCCUGGCUUUAUGCUCAGGUUGCGCCGCCUCUAUCCUCGCUGCCAUCUCUGUUGAUGUUUUCCCUACUUGCUUACGAGCAAUGGCGAUGUGUGUGAUGUACAUGGUCGGGCGGACAGGGGCUGCGGUGGGGUCCUACGUGCUGGGGGCCACGCUUGACACACACUGUCAACUAGCACUUAUAUCGCUGGGCUUAUUCACAACAGGUUCCAUCGUCUUAAUGAUUUUCUGGCCGGAACCCGAGAAGGUUCGAUACGAAAUGGAACAACGAGGCCUCACUUAUUAAGCAUUAUUAUAAUCUUAUAAUAAGAGAUGUACUUUACAAUAUCGUGUAAAAUACUAUUUUAAUUAAUAUUCUUAAAUAAAAA